This is a messenger RNA of Coturnix japonica (Japanese quail), 2515 nucleotides long. RefSeq names its product Ras related GTP binding D (gene RRAGD). Gene Ontology annotation, cellular component: lysosome; nucleus; Gtr1-Gtr2 GTPase complex. Gene Ontology annotation, molecular function: GTP binding; GTPase activity. Lineage: Eukaryota; Metazoa; Chordata; Aves; Galliformes; Phasianidae. The record is from RefSeq and is a predicted model, not a curated record. Gene Ontology annotation, biological process: positive regulation of TORC1 signaling; cellular response to starvation; negative regulation of autophagy.
GCCGCGCUCUCCGCCCAGCGGCGAGCGGGGGAAGGGAGCGGCGGUGGCGCGGGGCCGUGUGGCGGCGGAGCGGCACCUGGGCUCCCCCCGAGGCCGCCGGCAGGCACAGGGGACCUCGCAGCCCCGGCGGGGAGCGCGGGCGGCAUGAGCCAGGUGCCGAGGAAGCUGCCCCAGGAGGAGGGGGACGAGGAGGAGGAAGAGGAGGAGGAGAUCGUGGGCUUGGCGGGCUACGCGGACGGGGCCGAGUCCUUCUCGGACGGGGACGCGGAGAGCGGCGGCGAUGAGGCGUUUUUGGAUUUCAAUGAUCCCUUCAGUACUGAAGUUAAGCCCCGAAUCCUGCUCAUGGGUUUGAGAAGAAGUGGGAAGUCUUCCAUUCAGAAAGUUGUCUUUCACAAAAUGUCUCCAAAUGAGACUCUGUUCUUGGAAAGCACCAACAAAAUCUACAAGGAUGAUAUUUCCAACAGCUCCUUUGUGAAUUUCCAGAUAUGGGAUUUUCCUGGGCAGAUUGACUUCUUUGACCCUACAUUUGACUAUGAGAUGAUUUUCAGAGGCACUGGAGCACUAAUAUUUGUUAUUGACUCUCAGGAUGAUUAUAUGGAAGCAUUAGCUCGGCUGCAUCUUACUGUGACCAGAGCAUACAAAGUGAAUCCAGACAUCAACUUUGAAAUCUUUAUCCAUAAAGUGGAUGGUUUAUCAGAUGACCAUAAAAUAGAAACUCAGAGGGAUAUUCACCAGAGGGCAAAUGAUGACCUUGCGGAUGCUGGAUUGGAGAAAAUUCAUCUCAGCUUUUAUCUGACAAGCAUAUAUGAUCAUUCUAUAUUUGAAGCGUUUAGCAAAGUGGUACAGAAACUGAUUCCACAGCUCCCAACACUGGAAAAUCUGCUAAACAUCUUUAUUUCAAAUUCCGGGAUUGAAAAAGCAUUUUUAUUUGAUGUAGUCAGCAAAAUCUACAUUGCAACGGACAGUUCUCCUGUGGACAUGCAGUCGUAUGAGUUGUGCUGUGACAUGAUUGAUGUAGUGAUAGAUGUUUCCUGUAUAUAUGGGCUUAAAGAUGAUGGCACUGGAACUCCGUAUGACAAAGAAUCAAUGGCAAUCAUAAAACUGAACAACACAACUGUCCUUUAUUUAAAAGAAGUGACAAAAUUCCUUGCUCUUGUUUGCUUUGUAAGAGAAGAAAGCUUUGAGAGAAAAGGAUUAAUAGACUACAAUUUCCAUUGUUUUCGAAAAGCCAUACAAGAAGUGUUUGAAGUAAGAAUGAAAGUAGUAAGAUCACGAAAACAUCAAAGCCACGUGCAAAAAAAUAAGAGACCCACUCCCAAUGGGACACCAAGAAUGCCACUGUAACUGAGGUUUUCUGGCACUGUGGCGAGCUAAGUUUUCAUGAAGUUGAUGUGACUUCUGCAUCUCAUUGCACUGAGUGAAGAGGAAAACCAAUGGGACUGGUGUAUUAUAUGAAUUUUCCCUGAACGUUCAGAAAGCACUGUUUAAAUAUUUUUAUCCAAUCAGUUUUUGUUGUUUUUUUUUAAAUAUAGUGAGCACUUUGAGCAAAAUGUUGUAUAUAUAAGCAUUGAGGUGAACACUUGUAAGAAUUUUCUUAAUAUAUGCUGUAAACCUUUUUCAUGCCAUAUUAAGAAAAAAAAAAGCAGCUGUGACAGAAAUACUGGGUACAUAAUUUGCACUUUUUCAUGUUUUCCUUGUGGAGUUGGACUUUGAUAAACUUAGUUUUUAUGGUGAUUUUGAUGCAUGGCGUCAGGUAAAAUGUAUGCUGUAGUUUAUUUACCUGCUACAAUCAAAUUGGCUAGUAAACAAUUAAGAAAACUUGGUACAAUGCCUUUUAAAAUUUGUUACAGCUAAUACCUAACAUUCAUACCGAUCUAAUUUCGUAUAUUUUUUCAAUUUGUAAUCUGAAAAGUAAUUUUGAAGUAUUACAGCAAUAAGUACCUUACCAGCAAUCAUAACUGGUAGGUAAAUAUUCAUAACUGGUAGGUAAAUAUUAGCUUUUAUAAAACAGGCUUUUGGCCAAAUUUCAUCUGGAGUUCUUCGUAACACUGGUAAUGCCCUCUGGGUCUACUUUUAUCAUUUACCUCAGCAUAUACCACUGAAAUACCUUUCUAUAAAGACAAUUGUUUUGUAAAAUGGCUCUAUGUUGCACUGGUAUUUUUAUAAGGUUUUGGAGGAGGGCGGUGUAUCCGAAAGGUUGAAUUUAUGCUGCUAAAUUUGUUUUGAUAGCCUGCACAGUUGUGGUUGAUGUGGUGAAGAAUCAAUGCGUUUCUACCCUGCCAUUCAGGUGUACUGAUGUAAGUCCUAAAGAUGUGAGCACUAACUUCUGAUUCCUUCUACUUAUGGGUACAUAUGCAAUUGAAAUCAAAACGAGUACUGGAGAAAUCAGCCUGUUACACUAAUCAGAAUAUGUUGCUACUUUUAACAUAGAAAUAAGCAGAUUUGUCACAGGAUCUGCCAGGACAUCAGAGUACUCUCAAACUUUAAAAAUAAGUAAAACUUUCUCAAUUCUGUA